Molecule: messenger RNA, 661 nt
Organism: Marchantia polymorpha subsp. ruderalis
Lineage: Eukaryota; Viridiplantae; Streptophyta; Marchantiopsida; Marchantiales; Marchantiaceae
Source: the annotation of a GenBank genome assembly
GAGGAGAAGAACCGCUCACAUUCAAGCAAUCUCAGUUCCCACAGCCAUCGAUCGAUCGAGCGCGCUUGCUCACUGAUAAACUUCGAGUACUAUCAAAAUGGCCGGAAUUGUUGACAAGAUCCAGCACAUGCUGGGACACGAUGACAAGAAGGGAGAGCACAAAGAAGGAGAGCACAAGGGUGAGCACAAGGAAGGAGAGCACAAGAACCCUCUGAGCAGCUUGUUGCACGGAGGAGACAAGAAGGAGGGCGAGCACCACAAGGACGGUGAGAAGAAGAAGAAGGACAAGAAGGAAGGUCACAAGGACGGUGAGAAGAAGGACAAGAAGAAGAAAGAGAAGAAGCACGAUGACAGCGACAGCAGCAGCGGAAGCGACAGCGAUUAGACAGCGAAAUAGUAGUGGAGAGUAUUGAGUAUUCGCCACAUGGGAUAUCUUUCAUUUUACAUUGAAAUUCUGAUUGGGUUCCCAUUGCAUUCCGGAGCAAGUUUACCUCUUGGACGUGCGCGUGAGCGUUUGCGUCAGAGGGCUUGCAGCUUUGUGACGAGUUGCCAUAUGUAGCGAUUGGACAGAAAGUUCAACCGCGGCACAAUUAUUCUGGAACUUUGUACAUUUCUUUACUUAUUAACGAUUGCCUCAGUUCAAAACUACGAAUUUUCCUCG